GAGAAUAGUAAUUAUAUUAUUAUGUAAGGGUAGUGUGGUCUUUUCAAAUCUUUAGUUUAUAUACUAUAUUGUAACUCUUAUGUUUCUAAGUUUUGUUACAUUCUAUUGAAACCCUAAAUUCAAUGGUCUUUCUCUAUGUUUCUACAUGUUCAAUCUUGUUAACAUGGUAUCAAAGAGCUUGGUUAAUUCAUUAGCAAUUUGUUGAAGAUAAAUUACAUGGUGUAUUGUUGGCUUUGGCUUGUUACGAUUUUGGAUAGUAGUGAAUUGUUAUUGUUAUUGGAUUGCAAACUUUGGUCAAAAGCACUGCUUCUAUCGAACGGCAAUUUUGAAGGAGAUCAACAAUUUGGUUUAGGAUUUAAUCAUGCUAUCUUCAGGAGGAAGUUUAUAUGGUACCUCCAGCAGGUGUUUCUCAUAAUCAGGGGGAAGUGUGUAAGUUGAAGAAAGCAUUAUAUGGUCUAAAACAAGCUCCUCGAGCUUGGUUUGAGAAGUUCUCUGCUGUGAUUAUAUCUCUUGGAUUCAACUCUAGUGAUUAUGAUUCUGCUUUAUUUGUUAGGACAACUUCUCAUGGUCGUAUUAUACUAUCCUUAUAUGUCGAUGAUAUGAUUAUUACAGGUGAUGACGUUGAUGGAAUUGAUGAAUUGAAAAUACAGUUAGCAAAAAUAUUUGAGAUGAAGGAUUUGGGUCCUCUUCGCUAUUUCUUGGGAAUUGAAGUUGCAUACUCUCCUCGGGGUUAUCUUCUAUCCCAAUCCAAGUAUAUUGCCAACAUUCUUGAGCAAGCUCGCCUCUCUGAUACUCGAGCAGUAGAUAGUCCGCUAGAGUUGAAUGUGAAAUAUGUUCCAUCAGAUGGCGUUCCUCUAUCAGAUCCCACUUUGUAUCGUACUCUGGUUGGAAGUUUGGUGUAUCUCACUAUUACUAGACCUGAUAUUGCUUAUGCGGUGCAUGUUGUGAGUCAGUUUGUUGUUUCUCCCACUACUGUGCAUUGGGCAGCAGUGCUUCGCAUUCUUCGUUAUCUUCGGGGAACUCAGUUUCAAAGCCUUUUGUUUCCAUCAUCUUCUUCCUUAGAGUUGCGUGCUUACUCUGAUGCAGAUUGGGCUGGUGAUCCUACCGACCGUAAGUCUACCACAGGGUUUUGUAUUUUUCUUGGAGAUUCUCUCAUUUCUUGGAAGAGCAAAAAGCAGGACAUUGUCUCCCGCUCUUCUACUGAAGCUGAAUAUCGUGCUAUGGCAUCCACGACAACUGAAAUUGUUUGGCUGCGUUGGUUACUUUCUGAUAUGGGUGUUGCUCUUUCUGAACCUACUCCUAUGUAUUGUGACAACAAAAGUGCCAUUCAAAUUGCCCACAACUCAAUAUUUCAUGAACGCACUAAGCACAUUGAAAUUGAUUGUCAUUUCACUCGUCAUCAUCUUCAGCAUGGCACCAUAACUUUGCCUUUUAUUUCUUCAUCCUUGCAGAUUGCUGAUUUGUUCACGAAGACGCAUUCUAUUAAACGUUUUCGUUUCUUGAUUGACAAACUCUCGUUGCUUCCUAUCACUGCAUCUUGAGUUUGAGGGGGGAUGUUAGAGAAUAGUAAUUAUAUUAUUAUGUAAGGGUAGUGUGGUCUUUUCAAAUCUUUAGUUUAUAUACUAUAUUGUAACUCUUAUGUUUCUAAGUUUUGUUACAUUCUAUUGAAACCCUAAAUUCAAUGGUCUUUCUCUAUGUUUCUACAUGUUCAAUCUU
Trifolium pratense (red clover) is the source of this 1716-nucleotide messenger RNA. RefSeq lists its product as uncharacterized. Lineage: Eukaryota; Viridiplantae; Streptophyta; Magnoliopsida; Fabales; Fabaceae. The transcript has 2 exons. The record is from RefSeq and is a predicted model, not a curated record. The coding region runs from base 387 to 1541 and encodes 384 amino acids.